Peromyscus leucopus (white-footed mouse) is the source of this 2530-nucleotide messenger RNA. RefSeq names its product cell division cycle associated 7 (gene Cdca7). Gene Ontology annotation, biological process: regulation of DNA-templated transcription. Bases 118 to 1344 code for a protein of 408 amino acids. Gene Ontology annotation, cellular component: nucleus. The record is from RefSeq and is a predicted model, not a curated record. The transcript is spliced from 10 exons. NCBI's taxonomy places the organism in Eukaryota, Metazoa, Chordata, Mammalia, Rodentia, Cricetidae.
CCGGCGGCGGAGUGCGCGCCCCGCCUCUGCCCCGGAUCUCCUGCUGCUCCGGCUCCAAGUGCUUGUGGGUUCCUCUGGUCUGUCCCCGCACCGAGUGCUUGGGUACCCGCUGCCAGCAUGGAGGCUCGCCGCACGCGGCAAAAGGCUCUCAAAGUAAAGAACUUAAAGAAUGUCAGAUAUAUGAAGCUGAUUUCCAUGGAAACGUCGUCAUCCUCUGAUGACAGUUGUGACAGCUUUGCUUCUGAUAAUUUUGCAAACACAAAACCAGGGCCAGAUGUCACUAACGAAUUGGCCAGCAUUUUUCAUGCCGACUCUGAUGAUGAAUCAUUUUGCGGUUUUUCAGAGAGUGAGAUACAAGAUGGAAUGAGACUGCAGUUAGACAGGGAAGGCUGCAGGACCCGGAGUCAGUGCCGCCACCCUGGACCCCUCAGGGUAGCCAUGAAGUUCCCAGCAAGGAACACCCGGAGGUCGGCCACCAAAAAGGCAGUCCCCUCAAAACCCUCUGAGAACUCCGCCAACGAUUCCCAGUCUGACUCUGAAGAGGAAGAGGGCGGCAUGAAUUUCCUGGAGAAAAGGGCUCUCAAUAUCAAGCAGAACAAAGCCAUGCUUGCAAAACUCAUGUCAGAAUUAGAAAGCUUCCCUGGCAUAUUCUCUGGAAGACAUUCUCUCCCUGGCCACAGAUCCAAAGGUUCAAAGCCACCUAGAAGACGCACAUUCCCUGGUGUGGCUUCCAGAAGGAACCCUGAACGGAGAGCCCGGCCUCUUACUAGGUCAAGGUCUCGGAUCCUGGGGUCUUCGGGUGCUCUUCCCACGGAGGAGGAAGAAGAGGAGGAAGAGGAUAAGUACAUGCUAGUGAGAAGGAGGAAGUCUGUGGACGGCUACAUGAAUGACGAUGACAUGCCCAGAGGUCGUCGCCCUGGGUCCAUGACCCUUCCACAUAUAAUUCGCCCGGUAGAGGAAGUUACAGAGGAAGAGAUCAAGAACAUUUGCGGCAACUCUCGCGAGAAGAUCUACAACCGAUCGCUGGGCUCGACAUGCCAUCAGUGUCGCCAGAAAACCAUUGAUACCAAAACAAACUGCAGAAACCCAGACUGCUGGGGCGUCCGGGGCCAGUUCUGUGGUCCCUGCCUUCGGAACCGCUACGGUGAAGAGGUCAAGGAUGCCCUCUUGGACCCGAACUGGCACUGCCCGCCCUGUCGAGGGAUUUGCAACUGCAGCUUCUGCCGCCAGCGUGAUGGACGGUGCGCCACCGGAGUCCUCGUGUAUUUAGCCAAGUAUCAUGGCUUCGGGAACGUGCAUGCUUACCUGAAAAGUCUGAAGCAGGAGUUUGAAAUGCAAGCCUGAAGAUUCACCACCUGCCUUUGGCUUCUCAAGGACUCCUGUUCUUGAUACCGGCAUUGAUGGAAACCUGAGUAAGAAUCUUGGCGACCAAUCUGUGUUAGAACUCAGUCUGGUUAACCUCGUUAGAUUCGCCCUUGUUUCUGAAGCAUCGUGGAAGGCGUACAUACUGCUAGGUUCACUUCAGCUAUGUGUAGUUUCCCAAAGCUUGCCCUGGCUCUGCCUUGUAGCCUCCCUACUCCCAUGGUCCUCUGCCACCACUUUUUAAGUUUCUGAGUUCUUAGGCGGCAGUUUUAGAAAGCAUUAUUUGUCUUGUUGGUGUUGAAAUAGUCUCAGGACAUACCCAUAAACCCAAGCGCUUAGGGGUGCAGCGGUAUUGGGGCCCAACGGUUCUCGUGAAUUGCAGGGAACAGCUCUUUAAGUUGUUCACGCGGAAUCAGCGCACGCCGUUUAGUAUUUAGUGUUCUGUUGGCUGACAUUUGAAAUGGGUAACGCCAAGGCACAAACAAAGGUCUGAACAUGGUGUGGAGAAAUGAGGUAAUUGUUGGAAGUGGAAUGGCACACUGAACGACUUUCUGGAGAACACAGCUCCUCUGUGUUGGGCUCGGGGUGCACCUUGUCACAGUUGAGACUCCGUUGCUGCUUAGAUCGUUCUUAAGUUAGACCGGUUCCUCUGGCUUACACAGUCACCCAAGGGUUUGUGGCAACAUGGUGCCAUAAUUACUUAAAUUGCUGUAGAAAAGGCCUUCCGGGAAAUUAAGAUGACGAGACCACAAUGGGCUGGUUUGAAAUCUUGCUGUUCCGCUUGAGAAACUUGACUUCCAGGAUUUCACUGUUCCUGGCAGUUUCCUGAAGAGGAUACCCUCGGGGUGGUGUUGUGUCCAGGGUUUAGGUUCUAACAGUUUUCUAACAGUGACCUUUUAGAGAGGGGUGGCUUUGAACCACUUGUUAACGAGUUACCUCUGGAGUGUGUGGCAGAUGGCGUGAGUCAUCUCCUUCCCCUUUUCCUUUAGUCCGGUCCUUGAGUCGCGGUGGACUCCAAGUGACUGAUUCCAUCGCACGUGUAACAUGUGCCCCACUCUGUCUGUGAUGCCACCGGACCUUGAAUCAUUCAGUGUAAAUACAGCUUUUGCUCUGUAAUGCUUUUAUACAAAGGUUUUUUUAUUUUGAUAAUAAAACAUUUUGUUCUAAA